Molecule: messenger RNA, 1101 nt
Organism: Physeter macrocephalus (sperm whale)
Lineage: Eukaryota; Metazoa; Chordata; Mammalia; Artiodactyla; Physeteridae
Gene: TMEM271
Product: transmembrane protein 271
Exons: 1
Coding region: 1-1101 (366 amino acids)
Source: RefSeq, a predicted model, not a curated record
AUGAAGUGGAGCGUCCGCGGGGCCUGCGCCGCGCUCUCCUCCUGCCUCCUGCUCGCCUGCGCGCUCAGUGCCGCCGCCGUCGGCCUCAAGUGCUUCUCGCUGGGCUCGGAGCUGCGCGGGGAGCCGUUCCGGCUGGGGGCGGCCGCCGGCGCCUUCUACUCGGGGCUGCUGCUGGCCGCCGGCCUCUCGCUGCUCGGCGCCGCCCUGCUCUGCUGCGGGCCCCGGGACGCCGCCCUCGCGGGGCCGGGCCCGGGCCCGGCGCUCGGGGUCCCCGCGGCCCCAGGAGGGGCUCCGGAGGCCGCGCCGGGCGAGCCGGGGCGCGCAGCCGGGCCCUCGGGGCGGGUGAGCAGCCAGAACCUGCUCCUGCUCGGCGUCCUCGUCUUCAUGCUCGGGGUCCUCAGCGCCUUCGCGGGCGCCGUGAUCGACGGCGACACCGUGUCCCUAGUGGAACGCAAGUACUCCCACUACUGCCUGCCCCCGCGCGCGCCGGCCGCGGCCCCCGGCCCGGCCCCCGGCGCGCCGCGCGGCCGCAGCACCCUGGACAGCGCCACGCCCGCCAAGUGCCGCCAGCUGAAGGACUACCAGCGCGGCCUGGUGCUUUCCACCGUCUUCAACUCGCUCGAGUGCCUCCUGGGCCUGCUCAGCCUCCUGCUGGUCAAGAACUACAAGGCCUCGCAGGCCCGGCGCGGCCGGCGCGGCCGGCGGAAGGGAGGCCGGGCCCUGGCGCGGCCCCGCGGCGGCCCGGGCUUCCGUGCGCAGCCGCCAGCCUCCCGGGCGCGGCGGGGCCGACGGGGCCGGCGGGGGCGGAGGCUGCUGCAGCAGCGGCCGAGCGAAGCUUCCAUCCUGUCCCCGGAGGAGUCGGACUUGGCCGCCCCGGGGGACUGCGCGGGCUUCGCGGCGCGCCACGCGGUCUCCUACAUCAACGUGGGCGUCUUCCACGCGUUUGACGAGGCGGGCGUGGAGGUGUGCUGCGGGGGGCACCCGUCUGUGGAGCUGCCGGGGUACGCGCCCUCGGACCCCGACCUCAACGCCUCCUACCCCUACUGCUGCCGGCCGCCCUGCGAGGCGGGGCGGCCCUGGGAGCCGAGCCGGGCCUGCUGA